Messenger RNA from Danio rerio (zebrafish), 1551 nucleotides. It is a transcript of the gene baiap2l2b, whose product is annotated as BAR/IMD domain containing adaptor protein 2 like 2b. Gene Ontology annotation, cellular component: plasma membrane. The record is from RefSeq and is marked provisional. Gene Ontology annotation, biological process: plasma membrane organization. NCBI's taxonomy places the organism in Eukaryota, Metazoa, Chordata, Actinopteri, Cypriniformes, Danionidae.
AUGUCUGGAGUGAACAGUGACCUUUUACACAGAUCAACUUUGAGUGUUUAUAAUAACCUCAUGGAUCAGUUUAAUCCUGGCUUGCAAAAGCUGGUCACUUUAGGAAACAGCUACAUCAAAGCUUUUCAAGCGUUGGCUCUGACAAGCGAAGCCUACUUCAGCGCUCUUGCUAAGAUGGGCGAACAAGCUCUCAGCACACUAUCAUCUAGAUCACUCGGCGACGUGUUGAUCCAGAUAUCAGAGACUCAGAGGAAGCUGACGGCUGAGGCAGAGGGAGUGUUCCGCUGGUUCCAUGUGGAGGUUCUGCAGGCCAUGGACAAGAACGUGAAGCUGGAUGAGGAAUACAUUGAGGGCAGUCGUAGAGUGUAUGAACUGGAGGUGAGGAAUCAGGCGGCAUCGCUGGAGCGUCAGCUGAGACGUGGUGCGUUCAGAGACUCACUGGAGAGCAGCGAGUACAUGCAGUACCUGAGGCAGAGUCAGCAUGAGAUUCUCAAAGAGGAAGAAAGGAGAUAUCGUUUCUUGGCUGAGAAACAUUGCGGACUUACACAGUCACUUCUAUACCUUAUCAAUAAGACGGGAGUAUCUCUCCAGCAGAGAGCAGAUGGAUGGAAAGAGAAAGUCAGCGAGAGCAGAAGCUCCAGACCUCGAACGCCCACUCCAUUAGAUCAAGAGGCUCAGUUAAAAAGUUCUGUGGGCUCUCUGCUGCAGACUGGAGACCGAGAAAUGGACCGCGAACCUCUGGGGAGAGUGCCCUCUAGAGCCCCGUCUCCUCUCCCCAGUCGUUCCCGCUCCAGCUCUGUGGGCGAGUCUUUAGGUCUGGGCGGCGGUCGCUCCAUGAGGGCCAUCGUUUCACAUCCCGCUUCAUCCAAUCCGGUCCUGCUGCCGUUUGCCCGUGGCGACCUGUUGACUGUGCUCAUACCAGAACCACGCAAUGGUUGGCUGUAUGGACGCCAUGAUCCAAGCCUACGCCAAGGCUGGUUUCCUGCUGCCUACGUGGCAUCCACUGAAGACUUUCUACCUGUGGGCUUAAGUAUUUCACACCGAAGCCACAGCAUGAACAACCUCCUGGAGCCGACCAGCCAAUCAGAAUCCGACACCCAGACCUACAGUGAAGUUUCUUCUCCAGUGGUCUCCAUGCGCCGUGCGUCGGCAGACGUUCGCUCAGUAUCUCCCCUCCCCGAAAAGAAGACAGAGUCCAACAACGAGCUCAAGAGCGGCCAGAAAGUCUUCCACGAGAUUCCUGCUCCAGCCACACAGCUGCGCCGUGGCUCGGCCGAUGUUCGCUCGAUAUCUCCUCUCCCUGACAGGAGGGCGGAGUCUCAUUUUGAGAGCAAAGUGGAGCUCAAAAAUUACAACGAACUUCCACCUCCAGCUCCACCCCUUCCAAACUCUCCUCUGCCUGAGCGAAAGACUGACUUAACCUCAGAGAGGCCAAGUACCCAAGGACAACCACCAGAGCACCCUCUUUUUCCCAGAGGAUCUAAUCCAUUUGCCACAGUGAAGCUUCGUCCCACUGUCACUAAUGACAGAUCCGCUCCACGAAUCCAGUGA